AUGACGAUCACGCUCGCUCUCUUUCUCCAUGAUAAAGUCCCCGAACUCCCCGGUGUCCGCAAUACUAUCCAGCAAUGUCGACAUAAUACCACCGAGAAAACGACCAUGGCCGACCCUGAACCCUCCCCUACACCCGCUGCUGCUGCACAUGUCGCGGACCAUGAAAAACACAGUGAGGGGAACCCGGUGAACAGUCCUGCGGGGGACUCAACAUCACCGCCGGUAUCGUCAAUAACCGGCGCUCGACGCCGCCAGCUGCUGGCAGCUCUCAAGUCAACAGACCGUACAGUCGACCGGUUCGAUAGACUCAUAUCCACAGCCGCCGGCCAGGAACGAGUUCUCGCAGUAACAGGCUACCUCGCACACACCCUACACCACAUCCUCUCCUCCGCACCAUGGAUCGCCUUCCAAGCGCGUCUCAGCCUGCUCGCCCGUCUACGAAACAAGUCCACAUCACCAAGCCCUAAACCCACCCCAUCCUCCUCAUCAUCGCGCCUCCUCGCCCUCUCCUCCCUCAUGUCCGAAACACGCUUCACCCUGCGCCUCCUCGGUCUUUUCCCCCUCUGGACAUGGGGGUCGCAGACGCUGAAACACCCGCCCGCGGACAAACCCCUCUACAUCCUGACUCUCCUGCAGGUCUUCGUCAACGUCAUCUACCAGGCGCUCGAGAACGUGGGGUAUCUUGCGCAGAAGGGGAUCGUGUCGAAGAAGUUUGUUGAUCGCUGGGGUGGGAUCGAUAAGUGGUAUAUUUGGAGUACGAGGGCAUGGUUCGGGCAUAUUUUCUUUCAGUUUUUUGUGCUCUGGAGGGGGACGGUGCUUAGGAGGAGGAAGAUGAAAGAGGAGGCCGGGGUUGAGGGUGUCGGGAAGGAGGAGAAGAGGGAGGCGCUGAGGAAGGAGAUUCGCGCGUGGAGGAAGAGUCUCGUUAAUAACGUUUGUUGGGCACCCUUGUGUCUUCACUGGUGCUUUGAGAAGGGGAUUGGGUUCCCGGAGCAUUUGACCGGGUUGGUUAGUUUUAUGGCGGGGGCUUGGGACGUUUGGGAUACUUGGGUGGCUACGGGGUUGUCGUAG
Messenger RNA from Aspergillus niger, 1068 nucleotides. RefSeq lists its product as uncharacterized. NCBI's taxonomy places the organism in Eukaryota, Fungi, Ascomycota, Eurotiomycetes, Eurotiales, Aspergillaceae. The record is from RefSeq and is a predicted model, not a curated record. Gene Ontology annotation, biological process: peroxisome fission. Bases 1 to 1068 code for a protein of 355 amino acids. Gene Ontology annotation, cellular component: peroxisomal membrane. The transcript has 2 exons.